AUUUUGAAUGAUUCAAAAUGGCUCCUCCUGAAUAUGCAAAAUAAAUUCAGAAAAAAAUUAAUAAAACCAAUAAAAAAUAAAUACUUAUAAUAAUAAAAAAAAACAAAAAUCGGAUCUUCAUCAGCACUGCAAUCACGCUCCAUUUCUUUCUCCUUUCCACGCCAUGGAAGAAGCCGACGACGAUUUCGGCUUCGGCUUUGAGGCGGCUCCGUGUAUUGUAUCUCUCGCACCCUUCACCCCUAUACCCUUGCACUCCACGCGCCGCCUCUCCAGCAACUUCACGGAGCCCAGGCGACCGGUCCCUGCGGCUAGACAGCUUGCCUGGUUGUCUCUCGAAGGACGGCUUGUCAAUGCGGACGAGGCUAGUUCGGCUCGAGCCAUUAAAGGAGGCUUGGACCCAGAUGUAGCCGUGGCUUGGGAGCUGUUUAGUCCCAUUGAACGCUUCCUCAUUGUCGCCGUGAUCGGAGUCGCCGUUGCUGAGUCCAAGAAAAACGGCCAAAUUUGUCAACUCAAGAAAUCAGUAGAGCUUCGGGAUCAAGUGUUAUCAACCAUGCAGCAGAAGCUUGACUGUCUGUGUGAGCGGCUAAACAGCGUAAAGGACCAGUCAGGGGCUAAUGCAGACUUACCAUUCCAUGAAGUUUUGGGCUCUGAUAAAACCAAGUUUGUUGAUUGCGGCUGCUGGCUCUGUGAUGAACAUCAUAACCUGUUUAAUAAGUUGACUGGCAACUCUGUAACUAAAGCCUCCAAUGGGGAGGAGAUUCUCCAAUAUAAAAAUGUAGCAGAGCAAGAAGAGCGCCGGAUGUCUGAUUUAUCGGACUGGGCUUCAAGUGUCACAUCUGCUGCUGAAUUCCAGAUGAACAACUUAGCCAUAGAACAAGACGUUUAUAAUCUCAAGAGGGACUGUGACGAGAAGGAUGCCACCAUUAAAGAGCUGACCACUUUACUCCACUCAUCUGAUAUUGCUGGCACAAAGAGGAUAGCAGAGCUUGAAGACAUCAUACGAAGGAAGAACAUGAUGAUUACAAGAUUGAAGAAAGACAUGGUGGUUCUAGAACAAAAGGUGGUGAACCUUACAAGACUCCGCAGACCCUCCUUCUCAGAAUCGCAUGGUAAACAAGUGCCAUACAUGACAGAAAACGUCCUUUAUGAUAUGGACGGUACCACUAGUCCUUCAUCUUCUGAUUCAGACAGCUGCCCUGCUGAACGAUCCCAAUCUACUGUUUUUGAGAGGCCCAAGAUCCCUGCCCAGAGUUUUGACACUGAUUCGACAACCAGCCAGAAAUCAGCACCAGCAAAAGCAUCAUGUUCAAUGGUGAGAACAAAGGACUGGCAUGCAAAGUCUCAAUCAGAAAGGCCUCUAACAGAAAUAUCAAUGAAUCAGAGAUCUUAUACAAUUCCAUCUUCAAGGCAAAGGCACUUGUCAGCUGGUGGAGAAUCCAAAAAGAGUAGGAGGCAUAUUCUAUCUGGAAAAAAGGAUUCAACACCGCACAAGAGAUGGGUUUAGUAGGCUGAAUACAGAAUGUAUGUCCAUCUCCAAGUUGUAGUUGCAUGUCUUCUCGUUUUCAAGACCAUUAUCAGGUUAUAUAUAGAAGUUGAAGUUAGAUUUUCCCCUGUUUAACAUUGUUGAUUACAGUAGAUUUUCUUGUAAAAAGCUACUUCUUCACUAUCUAUUAAUAAUAUAUGUAUUAUGAUUAUUA
Ziziphus jujuba (common jujube) is the source of this 1697-nucleotide messenger RNA. RefSeq lists its product as uncharacterized. The record is from RefSeq and is a predicted model, not a curated record. Lineage: Eukaryota; Viridiplantae; Streptophyta; Magnoliopsida; Rosales; Rhamnaceae. The transcript is spliced from 7 exons. Bases 164 to 1504 code for a protein of 446 amino acids.